UAGCAACUCUGGGCAGAUUCUUUCCAGUCUCUUCUGGAGGUCCUGUAGAAACGUUCGGCAACGAGCGAGUGGUAGAGGCGAUUAGAGCUGCUGGUUCAGCAUGCGGUGCGCUAGCCCCGCUGCCGUGAUGGCAUUUUGUGCUGGGCUUUGGGUCUCGAACCCGGUGCCGGCCCAGGGCCAGCAGGCGUGGGGACGGCCGGAGACUGACUGUGAAGUGUGUAAAGAAUUCUUGAACCGAUUCUAUAACUACUUGAUAGCCAAAGGAGUUCAUUUUUCACUGGACACUAUAGAAAACGAAUUAAUCAGCUUUUGCUUGGAUACCAAAGGAAAAGAAAACCGCCUGUGCUAUUAUCUAGGAGCCACAAAAGAUGCUGCCACCAAAAUCCUAAGUGAAGUCACACGCCCCAUGAGUGUACAUAUGCCUGCAAUGAAGAUAUGUGAGAAGCUGAAGAAAAUGGACAGCCAGAUCUGUGAGCUGAAAUAUGAAAAGAACUUGGACUUGGCAUCUGUGGACCUGCAGAAAAUGAGAGUGGCAGAACUGAAACAGAUACUGCACAGCUGGGGUGAGGAGUGCAGGGCUUGUGCAGAGAAAACCGACUAUGUGAAUCUAAUCAAAGAACUAGCACCCAAAUACACAGCAGUGCACCCCAAACCUGAACUCUGAUGGAUACCCAUACACCAUGAAUUGUAAUUAGAGAGAAAUAACUCUUGAGAACAAGGACAUGUUUGUUAAAGAUGACUAGGGAUUGCAUUGCAUUGGGUCUCAGGCUUUUUGGUCCUAAUAUUAUAUAUCAGAAUUUUGUUACUUAGGCUUAUAACUAAAAUUACUAAUAUCAUUGGCAUCUUACAAAUGUACCAGAACCUAAAAGUGCCUUUCACAUAAUUUUCUUUGAAGAACUAUGUAAGUUAUCAUUGCCUACCUCUAAAAUUGGGGGAAAUGAACUACCUAAAAUUGAUGAAGUAAAUUGAUCAUAGGGUGAAGGGAGUGCUCACAAAUUUCUCUUUGUACAAGAUUUUUAAAUUAAAUACAUUAUACUAGAACAAAAGAAACAACAGCUAGCUUAUCUGACAUACAUCUUCAACCCCAAAUAAUUACUGAGGGUUUGUGUGUGUGUGUGUGUAUAAAUAUAUAUGUAUUUUAUACACUCUAUUUUCAACUGCAAAUCAUGUACAUUCUGGCUCUUUGAUGUCAGAAUGGUAGUGCAUUAUGCUGGAAGUUAGUGUUUCCCAUCUGAGGAAAACAUACUUAAACCUACUUAAAAAAAAAAUAGAUCAAGACUCCACAUAAGAAUAUCCAAUGUUUUGGCAAGUUGUAAUUGUGCUUGAAUUGCUAAGUGAACCAAGCUCAAAGUCUUAUUCAUUGUUUAUUAUUGCACAUCAGAUGGACUUUUGAUAGAGGAUUAAAGCAUAUUAAGAGCACUUGCAGACAGCAUGGAACUUUAUGGUUCUUAAUGCUGUUUUAUCAGCUUUAAAUUACAAAGUUGUACUCAGUUCUAUUUUCCUACCACAGAAGGAAAAGAAAGCCAUGGUAGAAAUGGUUGUUUUGCAUGGGGAUGGAGGUGGGGGAAGACUUAAGAGCAGUGUUUCUUUGAAACUUUCUGUGGUGAUGGGAAUGUCCUACAUCUAAAUUGGGUGAUCAUGAAUGUGAUUGUCACACUCAUCCAGUAGUACAAUUAAGAUCUGGGAAAUUUGUAUAUGUAAAAAACUGCCUUAACCCUGCCGUUCAGGAGGCUGAGGCAGGAGGAUUGAGAGUUCAAGCUAUCCUCAGCAAUGGGGAGGUGCUAAGCAAUUCAGUGAGACACCGUCUCUAAUAAAAUACAAAAAAUGGCUGGGGAUGCAGCUCAAUGUUUGAGUGCCCCUGAGUUCAAUGCUGGUAUCUAUCCCUCUCCCCCCCAAAACUGCCUUAAGUCAGGUACUGUGUGGCAUACCUAAAAUCCCAGCAACUUGGGAGGCUGAGACAGAAGAUUACAAAUUCAAGACCAGCCUCAACAACUGAGCAAGGCCUUAAGCAAUUUAGCAAGAUCCUGACUCAAAGUUUAAAAAAAUUAAAAGGGCUGGGGAUGUAGCUUAGUGGUAAAGUGCCUCUGAGUUCAAUCUCCAGUACCAAAAAAAUUAAAAAUUAAAAAACAAAGCUCUAAAAUUACUUGAAAAUUGUCUAAAAUUAAUCAAUUCAAAACACGUUGUUUAUUUAGAGAAUUGCAUUUCCUGACUGGGGAGUCAUUUUGGGGAGUGCAGGAGAAAUUUUCCAGACUGAAAAGUAUAUAUUGAAAAUAUAAUGUUACCUUUUUUAAAUGCUACAGAGGUAAAUGACUUUUCAGCUGAGUGGUUAGAAUGUAACCAAACUUUUCACAGAAUUAGUGGUUCCCAAGGAGACACAUUUAUUAUGUAACUGAAAAAUUAAAAUAAAAAAGCUUUGGUGUAA
Molecule: messenger RNA, 2422 nt
Organism: Marmota monax (woodchuck)
Lineage: Eukaryota; Metazoa; Chordata; Mammalia; Rodentia; Sciuridae
Gene: Cdnf
Product: cerebral dopamine neurotrophic factor
Exons: 4
Coding region: 101-664 (187 amino acids)
Biological process (GO): dopaminergic neuron differentiation; neuron projection development
Cellular component (GO): endoplasmic reticulum
Source: RefSeq, a predicted model, not a curated record